GGGCACAGAAACGAGCCAUUGUCCCCAUGCUGCCUGCCUGGCGCCAGCCGCCACUGUGACCACGUUGCAGCCAGCAGCACUCGUGCCAUGGCCGGGCUGGUAGGGACAGCAGCAGCCCUGGUCCUCCUCUGCCUGGCCGUGGGGCUGGAGGCCAGCCCGGAGCUCUCUGGGUACCUGCGCAAGGUACUGAGGAACCACACCACGCACACAUGUGAUGGGGAGCAGCUCCUCAUCGUCUGCCCUCACAGGACCACCAUCAGCAUCCUCGGAGCCUUCUACGGGCGUCGCGUGCCCAGCCCCAACCUCUGCCCCAGCCCUGGCAAUGACUCCCAGGAGAGCACUGAAUGCAUGUCCACCACAGCCCACCUGAAGCUGCUGGCUGAGUGUCAGGACCAGCAGUGGUGCCAGUUCUCAGUGCACAGCCAAGUCUUUGGGCCAGACCCGUGCCCAGACACACACAAGUACCUCAUUGUUUCCUACAAAUGCCGGCCAGGGAACCAUCGGGUCAAAACUGUGUGUGAAAAUGACAAGCUGAGGCUGCAGUGCCGACCAAAAUCCGUGCUGGCCAUUUAUUCUGCCAAUUAUGGACGAUUCCUGCGGGGGAAACCAGAGUGUGAUGCCCUGAACACUGUGGGGCCCCAUAUAGAGUGCUUGGCUCCGGAUGCCCUGCGGAGGGUCUCCAGGAAGUGCCACCGCAGGGGGAACUGCACAGUGGCUGCUGACCAGGCCACUUUCGGGGAUCCAUGCCUCCCUGGCACAAAGAAACAGCUACGAGUGUCCUACACCUGCGUGCCCAAGCAGCUGCUGGAGGAGGUGGGCCCUGACACCUCGGACCCCUUCCUGCUCUCGGACUACAUGCACGGUGGCUGGUACAAAGGGCCCAGGUUCUCCAGGCUCCGGGAAGACCGGAUGAUUUUUACUAGCACUCUGGCAGCUUUUGCCCACCUCUGGGGCGUCCCAGAGAAAGUUGGUCUUUACUUUCUUUGUGGGGUCUCCGGAGGCCUCAUGCUCCUGCUGUGCAUUGUCAGCCCCAAAACCACCUUCCUCCAGGAGGUGGGGGAGGCUCUCAGAGACCCAGAGCUGGGAAGCAGCUCAGAGCUGGGCAGGACCAAGCUUCAGGAUGAGCAGGAUGAAGACCUUCCCGAUGACAGCUCUUCGGACUCCUCCUUCCGCCGCCUCACCCGCACCUACCGUGCCACCGACAGCAUCUUCAGCCCUGAGCUGACGGCAGCCAUGGAAGGAGCGGUGGAACACCAGGGCUGUGGCGGGGAGGAGAUCUGGAUGCCGAAGGAGUCAAGCCCAUAUGCCAUCCACAAGAUCAAAUCGGCCACCAAAUGAGAACUGGAAGAAAAUGAAGGGAGAGCAAUGUGGGGGUGGAGGCUGAGUGGGACCAAACAUGGGAGAGAUGGAGUUUGUGCUCCUCAGGGUG
Messenger RNA from Pezoporus flaviventris, 1429 nucleotides. Its product is annotated as protein eva-1 homolog C-like. The transcript has 8 exons. The record is from RefSeq and is a predicted model, not a curated record. NCBI's taxonomy places the organism in Eukaryota, Metazoa, Chordata, Aves, Psittaciformes, Psittacidae. The coding region runs from base 88 to 1338 and encodes 416 amino acids. Gene Ontology annotation, molecular function: carbohydrate binding.